AUUUGCCAUGCGCAUAAGCUGUGGAGCUCGUCGAAACGUACGGACAGCACCUACCUAUACCCUUUGGUAUAAAGAUUUUGCAUAUACAGGGGGAAUUCCUGCAAAUGCAACACGUCCAAGUUAUAUAACUCCUCCACUGUCAACUCUGCGUUACUUCCCCUUAUCUGAGGGUCCUAAUAAUUGUUAUAAUGUAAAUAGGGUGCCAAAGGGGCACUACACGGUGAGGAUCUUCUUUGGACUUGUUAACCAACCUAACUUUGACAGUGAACCCUUAUUCGACAUAUCUAUUGAAGGCACUCAAGUUUACUCUCUUAAAUCGGGUUGGACUGGGCAAGAUAGCCAAGCAUUUCUUGAAGUCCUUGUGUUUAUUACAGAUCGAUCUGUUGCCAUCUGCUUCCAUAGUACUGGCCAUGGAGAUCCAGCUAUUCUUUCAAUUGAAAUUCUUCAAGUUGAUGAUGGAGCAUACUACUUUGGGCCAGAGUGGGGUGAUCAGGUGAUCCUUAGAACGGUUACAAGAUUGACUUGUGGUACUGGGAAACCAAAGUUCGAUGAAGAUUAUAGUGGGGAUCAUUGGGGUGGGGAUAGAUUUUGGCACCCCAUUAGAACUUUUAUUCAGAGUGCUGAUCAAGUUAGGUCUACUGAAGCUACCAUUAAAAAGGCCUCAAUUGCACCAAACUUCUAUCCAGAAGCUCUUUAUCAGUCAGCAAUUGUUAGUACUGACAGUCAGCUUGAUAUAACAUACAGUAUGGAUGUGGAUCCCAAUAGAAAUUAUUCAGUAUGGUUACAUUUUGCAGAGAUUGAUGCUUCAGUCAGUGUUGUAGGGCACAGGGUAUUUGACAUCCUGAUAAAUGGUGAUGUCACAUUUCCAGGUGUGGAUAUUGUAAAAAUGAGUGGAGAUCGUUAUACAGCACUUGUACUUAACACUACUAUGGCUGUUAAGGGAAGGACUUUGACAAUAACCCUGCGCCCUAAAGAAGGAAGUCAUGCUAUCAUCAAUGCUAUUGAGGUCUUUGAGGUGAUAACAGCUCAAUUUACAACUUUUCCUGAAGAAGUUAGGGCUUUGCAGACUUUGAAGAGUGCAUUGGGACUUCCUCUUAGGCUAGGUUGGAAUGGUGAUCCUUGUGUUCCUCAGCAGCAUCCAUGGAGUGGAGCAGAUUGUCAGUUUGACAAAAAUACCAGCAAGUGGUUCAUUGACGGACUUGCUCUUGACAACCAAGGCCUGAAGGGUUUCUUGCCUGGUGACAUAUCCAAACUAAGUCAUCUGCGGAGCAUAAACUUGAGUGGCAACAGUAUUCAUGGGGCUAUUCCACCCUUACUUGGAACAAUAACUAGCUUACAGGAGCUGGAUCUUUCCGAUAAUUUAUUUGAUGGAUCAAUCCCUGAAAGCCUAGGGCAGUUAACAGCAUUGCAUAUACUGAACCUAAAUAGCAACUCUCUAUCUGGAAGAGUCCCAGCCGCACUUGGAGGAAGACUUUUACAUAGAGCGAGCUUCAACUUCACUGAUAAUAAAGGCCUAUGUGGUAUUCCUGGACUACGAGCAUGUGGGCCACAUCUUUCUGCAGGUGCAAAGAUUGGCAUUGCAUUAGGUGCUUGUGUGGUAUUCCUACUUCUUAUUCUAUGCUUAGUGUGUUGGUGGAAAAGACGGCAAAAUAUUCUUCGAGCGCAGCAGAUUGCAGCAAGAGGAGCACCCUAUGCAAAAGCAAGGACCCACUUAUCUCAUGAUAUUCAGAUGGCAAGGCAUCACAAUCAUGGACAUGCACGAACUGCAGCUGAGAAUGGACCUAGCUUGUUAUCAUGAUUGGCAAACAUCACUUGAAAUUGCAUAUAUUCAAACCCUGCACCUGUUGCGUACCUGAGACUGAUCUCUAUCCCAUGUUUUAACUUGGCUUGGCUGCUUUCUCUGAACUUGUGGUACUAUCUAAUGCUCUUGCCUUCCUUCAGAGUGGUGUUCCAUCAAGGGCUUAAAGCUUAAAGAAUCACUCACAAAAUGUCAGACCCUAGUGUUCCAUCAAGGGCUUAAAGCUUAAAAGAAUCACUUAUAAAAGGUCAGACACUUUGCCUUGGUUGCAUAAACAGUGUAGAGAGAACAUUUGUAAAAUAUUUUGGAAUAUGUUGUAACACACGUAGGAAUUUGAUCAUCUUCCUGGUUUUAUCUUUUAUUUACCCUAUGGAGUUAGAAGGAUUAAGCUGUAAUCUACUCAGACCCUACCUCCAUAAAGGUCACAUACAUAGAUCGGUUUACAUGGAUAGGAAUGCUUUUAAGAUUGUAGGCUUCGUAUGGUGUAUUAUUUUUUUUCCUAAUGGCAAUCUUAUUUCACCGUG
Molecule: messenger RNA, 2322 nt
Organism: Carica papaya (papaya)
Lineage: Eukaryota; Viridiplantae; Streptophyta; Magnoliopsida; Brassicales; Caricaceae
Source: RefSeq, a predicted model, not a curated record